Messenger RNA from Penaeus chinensis, 2966 nucleotides. RefSeq names its product blastula protease 10-like. Lineage: Eukaryota; Metazoa; Arthropoda; Malacostraca; Decapoda; Penaeidae. The record is from RefSeq and is a predicted model, not a curated record. Gene Ontology annotation, molecular function: zinc ion binding; metalloendopeptidase activity. The transcript has 16 exons. Bases 31 to 2511 code for a protein of 826 amino acids. Gene Ontology annotation, biological process: proteolysis.
UUAAGGAUAUAUAUAUGCGAGUGGCAGUUGAUGGUCACAGUUCGGGGUUUAGUCGCCAUGUCGCCACACUGGUUAGCGGUCGGCCUCCUCUUCGCUGCCUCGCUCGGACAGGCCGAGCGGAAAACGGGGAAGGAUGCUACCGAUCUUCCGCCUAUCAUUACCGAGGGUCCUGACAUUUUGUACAGCGAGAGGUCAGCAGAUAAGGAUCGGAACGUAGAGAAUAACGGGACUGAACACCUUACAUUACCCGGGAAUAAUCAUGGCGACGAGGGAGACGACAUCUUACUCACGGAGGAACAGCUCGCCGCAGCUAACUUGAGCAGAUCGUCGGAAGAAUUGCUCGAGAAACUGGGGGACACGAUGCUGACCCCGGAGCAGCUAGCCGCCAUCCUCGACAGGAAAGCGAUCACCGACGUCACCAAACACUGGCCUGAUGUCAACGGCUUCCCUCACAUUCCCUAUACCUUUGAGGACGACUUGGUUGACAAGGCAGCCGUCCGGAGCGCCAUCCAGCACUGGAUCGACAACACCUGCCUCACCUUCACCGAGGUCCCGAACACCAGCACUGGAGAACGCAUUAAGUUCAUCCGUCACUCAUCCGCCUGUAACUCUUACGUGGGAAUGGUCAGCGGCAGCGCAGGACAGAUCAUCAACGUGCCCGUGUGGUGUGAGCAGUCGUUUGGCAGUCUGGUGCAUGAGGUCGGGCACGCCUUGGGCUGCUGGCAUGAGCAAUCAAGGUCAGACCGAGAUGCAUACAUCAUAAUUCUCACACAAAACAUCAGGGCAGCGGCGCUUCAUAACUUUAACCUCUGGACGACCAACAAUUAUGGUGUGCCGUAUGACUAUACCUCUAUUAUGCAUUACGGUGGGCAGGGCUUUUCUCUGAACGGCCGCAAUACUAUCGUGACCAGAGACCCGAGGUUCCAAGCUGCAAUUGGCCAGCGCGAAGGCCUCUCCCACAUGGACAAGCUCUUAGUAAACACCAUGUACGGCUGUACUGACAAACUCCUCAUCACGUGCGGACUAGCUAGUGAUCCCUGUCAGAAUAAUGGUUAUUUGGGAAGUAAUUGCACGUGUGUGUGUCCUGAUGGAACUUCAGGGAGCCAGUGCGAGACAGUUGAUACGCUCUAUAAUGAUUCUAUUCUAUAUUUCAACACCGAGAUCGUCACCGUUGAGAAAACCGUUAAAACCGUGAACUACCCUAAUCCUUACCCUCAUGAUUCGGAUUUCGUCAAAUGGAUAAUCGCCCCUGAGUGUAAUGAAGUAAAGCUGACCUUCACGGUAUUCGACGUGUACCAAGCGACUUUACGAACGAUAGACGGCGUUAGCACACUCGGCUGUUGGUACGAUGCCCUAGAAAUCAGGACUACUAAUGCAUCGGAAGGGCAGUGGUUCUGUGGGACGGAUAUUUCGCCUGGCCAAGUGUUCCAGUCAGUUGGAGGGGAAAUGAUUCUUUAUUUCAAAGUUGGGACAAAUUUCAAAACCGGUUGGUCGGCUGACAUCACCUUUGUUCCAAUUCCUUCCUGCAUGACUUCCACCACGACUACAAGUUCCAUUACAAGACCGCCUACAACUACAUCUUCAACUACAAGUAGCUCUACAACAGCCACAAGCACAUCAACAACCACAAGCACAUCAACAACCACAAGCACAUCAACAACCACAAGCACAUCAACCACAACAACAAGAUCAACGUCAACAACUACAACAACAACAAGCACAUCAACAUCAACAACAAGCACAUCAACAUCAACAACUACAACAACAACAAGCACAUCAACAUCAACAACUACAACAACCACAAGCACAUCAACAACUACAACAACCACAACCACAACGGCCUCGGUUGAUGAGUGUACCAUAUACACUGAAAACGGCCGGACUUACUUCAUUUCUCCAAACUUCCCUGACGAUUAUCCACCAAACGCGUACUGUAACCUUUCAGGAAUUACAGAGGAGCUCGCCACAGUGAAGUUGUACAUCAAGAUUCUUCGGCUGCGUGCUGGCGACACCCUCGAGAUCCAGAACCCUUACACGCCGCCGCUAACCCUGUCAGGGAAAAGAAGUCGAUAUAGGAACAUCAUCCCCAGUGCACAAUUCCUCGCUACUUUCACGUCCAAUGCUGUCGGAGAGUGGAAGGGUUUCCAUGCAAGGUUCACGCCGAGGACCUCCUCUUGCCACCAAGUCCUCUCCGCCAGCCCCGGGGGAGUCAUCAAGUCGCCGAGAUUCCCCCUCAGGCACCCGAGGAGGAAGUACUGUGAAUGGAAAAUCAUGGCAUCGGAAGGCUCCCAAAUUCAGCUGACCUUCACGGAAAUGCGCCUGGGAACCCACGCUCGGAACUUCGUGGCUGUGAACCCAACCACCGACCCUUACUACGCCCCUGGCUCCGUCUUCUCCUUCAACGGCUUCGCACUCCCGCCGGACGUCACUUCGGACUCGAACCUUAUGAGGAUCUUCUUCUCCGGCAAGAGGAGGAGCAGGGGCUUCAGGCUGAUUUAUAGUGAGGUUUAGAGAAAGGGGGGAAAGAGAAGAAGAGGAGGGAGAAAAGGAGGGUGGUUGAAGGAGGAGAAGAGGGGAAGAGGGAACUAAAGAGGGGGAAGAAGGAGAAGAGAGAAAACAGAAGGGAAAUAAUGACAGACAAAAAAGAAAACGAGGGAGAAGAAAGGGGAAAGUAGAAAUAAAAACAAGGGAAAGGGGAGAAAAAAUGAAAGAGGGGAGAUGAGAGCAAAAUGAGUUGGGAAGAGGACGGAAAAUUAAUUUUAAGUGAAAGAGUAAUAUUUGUUAUUGGUUCGAUAGUUUCAUUAUUUGGGUUUGAGAUUUCGAUGUGAUGGUCACCUUUCUCCAGGUUUCGAGCGUAAAUAUGCUCACGCAGUUGUACACGCACAGCUAAAGUGGCUUCGGGACGUGCAAGGUAUUUAUCUGAUGAAUUAUUACAUAUGUAUUUUAUCAAAAUUAAUCAUAUUGAA